AUGGCGAUCCAGGACAUCUUGGUGUUCCUAUUUGUGCCACAAUCCAUCACUCAUUUUAUUGAACUAACAGCCAUAAUUGGAUUAGCAAUUUUAAUUUAUAGAAUAGUAAUUGACCCAUAUCGACGAUUAAAGAAAUUGGGACUCGCUGGCCCCAAAUUUAAGCCUGUCAUUGGAAAUAUUGCAGAUUGGGGGCCGACUGGGCAGCAUCUUGCUCUGUUGGAAUGGAGAAAGAAAUAUGGAAAUGUAUUUGCUACCAUGUUCUUUGGUACCCCGACCGUUUGGAUUGGGGAGCCCAAUAUGGUACGAGAAGUGAUGGUUAAAAGUUUUUCCAACUUUUCAAACCGGUUUCCACCUUUUGGAAAACCCAUAUCACCGUUUGACAAAGGAGUUCUCUUUUUGAAAGAUGAUGACUGGAAACGCGUUCGAAAUAUCCUCAUUACGACUUUUUCAGCUUCUAAACUGAAACAAAUUGUGCCGUUGAUGAAAGACAUUGAUGCCAAGUUUAUUGAAGAGCUAGUUGAAACUAAUCAAGUAGAUGGUAAAGUAAACAUCUUAGAUCAUGCCGGCUAUUUUUCAUUAGAAGUUGUUUUGGCUAUUAUUUUUGGCAUUGAAUAUGAAUCCAAGGAGCAAAAAAUCAAAUUAGCUCGUACUGCCAAAGAUUUAGUUGAGCCUAUACAAGGGUUCCUUUUGAUUAUUUUUCUGCUUUGCCCUUCUAUGUGGAAGAUUAUAGAACCAUAUUUUGGUACCAUCGUACAGUCUAUUAAUAAGAUUACAGAUCUAACAAAUGAAAUUGUUAAACAGCGACGAAAGAAUUUAAAUGCUGGUUUGCCUUGUCGCAAAGAUAUGCUACAACUUAUAGUUGAAGCUGGCGACCAAGAAAAAUUAAGUGAUGAGGAAAUUAUAAGUCAGGCCAUAAUUUUUUUCAUUGCUGGUUAUGAUACAACAUCCAAUACUAUAGCAUAUGCUUCAUACUUGUUGGCUACGCAUCCAGAAAUUCAGGAUAAGUUAUACCAGGAGAUUUGCACGAAAUGCCCAGAUGUAAAUAGCAUUGAUUAUGAAAUAUUGAAUAAUUUAACCUACUUAGAUAUGGUUAUUUCUGAGACACUAAGGCUAUAUCCACCGGGAUUUUUUUCCAAUCGUGAAGUUAAGAAGGAGGUAACAAUUGAAGGCGUCCGCAUUCCCAACGAUAGUAUCGUUGGUAUACCUAUUUAUACAAUUCACCAUAAUCCUCAGUUUUGGCCAGAUCCUGAGCAAUUUAUACCAGAACGGUUCACACCAGAAGAAAAGGCCAAACGUAAUCCAUGUUGUUACUUACCUUUUGGUGAUGGGCCACGAAAUUGUGUUGGUAUGCGAUUGGCUUUAUUGGAAGUAAAAUUGGCAUUAGUAAGCUUAAUGCAAAAUUUAGAGUUAAAGACGGUGGCAGAUACAGAGGUACCGUUAAAGCUGAAAACCGGGGGUACUUUAACAGCUGCUAACGGGAUCUGGCUAGGACUUGGUACUCGAUAAAGCAUGCAUUGACUACUCUAUGUAAGUCGGUAGUAGUCAGAUAAUGCAGGUUGGCAUAUUUGAGCGUUGAAAUGACGAUUCAAGUACGUGGAUUUUAACUUAAUAAUUAAUUCAAACAAUAAUUGAUGACAAGUGCAUGAUCAAUCAAUCAAUUUUGCCUUUAUUGGUUCCAUAGUAGAACUUAAACCAAUUUUGUAAUUUAUGCGUUUGAUUAUAAUUAUUGCUAAUGUGGUGUUACUCAUGUUGUUAUUCCUUAUCCUUGUAUUGUAAGUGACUCGUUUAUUAAUUCUAAUAAAUUGCGCUAUCUUGUAU
This is a messenger RNA of Trichoplax adhaerens, 1818 nucleotides long. RefSeq lists its product as uncharacterized. Gene Ontology annotation, molecular function: steroid hydroxylase activity; heme binding; iron ion binding. The transcript has a single exon. The record is from RefSeq and is a predicted model, not a curated record. NCBI's taxonomy places the organism in Eukaryota, Metazoa, Placozoa, Uniplacotomia, Trichoplacea, Trichoplacidae. The coding region runs from base 1 to 1506 and encodes 501 amino acids.